Messenger RNA from Penaeus indicus, 3010 nucleotides. Its product is annotated as regulator of G-protein signaling 20-like. The record is from RefSeq and is a predicted model, not a curated record. The coding region runs from base 1592 to 2626 and encodes 344 amino acids. The transcript has 6 exons. NCBI's taxonomy places the organism in Eukaryota, Metazoa, Arthropoda, Malacostraca, Decapoda, Penaeidae.
GACGCCUUUCGUGAGGGCAGGAGGCGGCGGACGCGGGUAGGCCGCCGAGGGACGGUCGUGGCAGGCGAGGGGGAAAUUCCCCGUCGGCGGCGUGUGGCAGCCAGGGCGGCAGUUGGCGCAAGUGCGUGCGGCCGCGAGUGCCAGGCGAGUGGCACGGCUCAGUUCGCCCGCGCCCGGGGCCUGGCCAGGUGCUCCGACACACACACGCGCGCGUCUCUGCGGGGCCGCGCUGCCGGAGGCGGCCGAGGCAGUCCAUGUUUGUUUUGAGUGGAAUCCUUGAGCUGAGGCCUGAGUGAGCUCAGGGAGGCGGUGUGAGGAUGCCAGGGCGCUCGGGACGAGGAAAGCUCUAGUGAGGACGGUGCAGGGAGGAGCCAGACAGGACUGCGGUGGGCGGAGUCAGCGCCGCCGGGGCAGGAGCAGAUCCUGACGGCGAACUGUGCUGCAGGGACGCACGCCGUCGUGCCGGCCGCGCGCUCACCUGUCCCGCGCACCUCCUCCCGCUCGCGACUCCGGGCCGGCGCUCCCGAAGCCCCAGGCAAGUGCUUGCCGCGCCGGAGGGCCGAAGGGCGAGGACGCACCGCCCGCGGCUCCGGGGACCUGCGUGUGUGGCAGGCGGCGCCCCGACAGCGCCGCCGACUGCUCCUGGAGGCCGAGCAAGUGGUUCUCGGGUCGAGGGGGGCCAGGCACGCACGCUAGCCCGCACGCACGCACGCACACACGACGCUAAGACGAUCUCCUGCUGCGGAGCCAUCUGUGCGCCGCCCUCGGCCGGGCUGCUGUAGGCACACGGGGCCCAAAGCGCACUCCCACACACACACACACACACACACACACACACACACACACACACACACACACACACACACACACACACACACACACACACACACACACACACACUCACUCACUCACACGAAAAUAUAAACACACACACGCGCACAUUUUUAGAUUCAUAUCCUUACUAUUGCAUAGACACAGAUACUCACUCAUAGACACAUAAACAUACAUUUAAGCCUCCCUUAUAUACACACACACACAUUCAUACACCACCAACAACAACACCCCAAACACAGAACCCAACAACCCAAAGCCAAACACACCCACUCCCACACGCACCCAUACGCACACGCACACACACGCACGCAGGGCCUCGUCCCCAUGAUGUGAGUGCGUGAGAGGUUCCUGCGAGCGAACAAGAAGGCUCGGGGUUGGGCCGCCUGAGAGAGGUUCGGGGUAGUGACAGUAUUGACCCCCCUUUGAAGCCGCCUCUGGAAGGGUAUUGCCGCCCCCCCCCCCACCCCGCUCGCUGAAAUAGCAUUAUCAUCAUUACUAUGUGCCAAUCAAGCAAGGUCUACCUGUACUAACGGUUAGCGCGUAUUUUAUAUAUAUAUAUAUAUCUCCCCCCACCUACCGGAAACAAAAGAGGGGGGGAAUCAGUGUCCCCUUUUCUUCCUCCCCCCUUUUCCCCCCUUCCCCCGGUCAUCCCCAACUACCUUUGGGGGGGAGACGCCGAUUCAUCGGAUAUAUCAAUUUUUUCCUCUGUCCGACGCUCACGAACCUAGUCACACUGAAGGAACUUAUUAUAAAGCAGAUGUCCUCGACCAAGGUGGGAGGGAAGAUGGCGAGGCGUCGCCGCGGCUCCUCCGGGUCGGGCGGCGGCUGCGACGAAGGGCUCAAGAACAACAAGAAGGACAAGGGGCAGAGCGAGAGCAUCGUCCGGUACAGCAACAACAGCGGCGGCGGCGGCGACGAGGCCAACACGAUAACGACCACGACGACCACCGCCACGGACUUCACCGCCGCGACCACGACCACCACAGUGAAGGUAUCCAGCACGGCGUCCACGGACGCGGCCGCGACCUCCCUGGGCGCCGGACUCACCCGAGCGCAGCCGAGCGGAGGGGGCGCUGGAGGAGGAGGAGGAGGAGGAGGAGGAGGCGCAGGAGGAGGCGCAGGAGGAGGAGGAGGAGGAGCAGGAGGAGGAGCAGGAGGCGAGGCGGUGCCCACGACAGGCAGCACCUCCGCCUCGGGUACAACGACGGCCGGGCGGGGCAACAACCACCAGCGCUCAAGAAGGUGUUGCUUUCUAUGGUGCUGCUGCUGUCGGUGUUCAUGUUUAAAUGUGAAAAACCCAGACGAUCCCCUAUUGCGGCCUGGGGGGACCUUAGUUAAUGGAGAUGAACCGCCACCGACGAUAGAGGAGAUUCGAGCGUGGAGUGAUUCUUUCGAUAAAUUAAUGAAGUGUUCAGGGGGACGGCAGGCGUUCCGGGACUUCCUCAAGUGCGAGUACUCGGAGGAGAACAUAUUGUUCUGGCAGGCGUGUGAAGACCUCAAGGUGGAGAACAACCCAGCUGUUAUCGAGGAGAAGGCCAGGCUCAUUUAUGAGGACUACAUUUCCAUACUCUCGCCGAAGGAGGUCUCGCUGGACUCUCGCGUGAGAGAGAUCAUCAACCGCAACAUGGUGGACCCGACUCCGCACACCUUCGACGAGGCUCAGACGCAGAUUUACACCCUCAUGCACAGAGACUCCUAUCCACGCUUCAUCAACUCAGCUAUAUACAAACGACUCGCACAACUCAAUAAUAAUGGGAGCAGCAGCAGCAGCAGAAAAGAGAGUUCUACAUAGGGCGUGUCUCUUUCUCUUUAAAUGUAUUUUAUCUCUUCCUCUCUCUCUCUAUCUUUAUAUAUCUCUCUAUCUAUCUCUCUAUCUGUCUAUCUAUCUCACUCGCACACUCUCACUUCGCCCAUUUUUUUCUCAAAUGUACUCCUCCACACACAAAAAGACUCAACGUUGCAACUCCAUAAGAAAUACUUUAGUCUGUGCUCUCUCUCUCAGCGACCUCGUAAUGCUCCGUUUUCCUUUAUCUCAGAUGGGGACCAGGAAUACAUAGAAAGCGUAUGUGUUAUGUAUGUGUUAAAAUGAAAACCGGGAUAGGGGUUCUGCGGUGGUCACAAUCAAAGGUGGAGAGCUGUAAUUAUAUAAGUUUGUAAGUAAAUACUUAAGCUUCAA